AUGGCUUUUACAAAUAGAAUUGGUAAUCUCUUGAAGAAAUCUGUAACUUCCAGUCCAUUAUUUCAAGCAGCAAGGUGGAUGUCAUCCUCAAAAGUUUUUGUUGGAGGACUUUCAUAUGACACAGAUGAUCAAAGUUUGAGAGAAGUAUUUACUAGUUUUGGUGAAGUGGUUGAAACUCGAGUUAUCAUGGACAGGGAAGCUAGAUGGUCCAAGGGGUUUGGAUUUGUGACAUUUACUUCUAGCAAAGAAGCCUCUACUGCCAUUAGUGGCAUGGAUAAAAAGGAUGUUCAUGGCUGGAUGGUCAGAGUUAAUUAUGCUAUUGAUCGAAUGAGUGGAUUUCAUGGCGGUGGUGGUUAUGGAGGCAGCUAUGGUAGUGGUGGCUAUGGUGGCGGGGAGGUACUUCUAGAGGUGGCUAUGGAUCCACGAUCCUAG
Zingiber officinale is the source of this 432-nucleotide messenger RNA. RefSeq names its product glycine-rich RNA-binding protein 3, mitochondrial-like. The transcript is spliced from 2 exons. Lineage: Eukaryota; Viridiplantae; Streptophyta; Magnoliopsida; Zingiberales; Zingiberaceae. The record is from RefSeq and is a predicted model, not a curated record. The coding region runs from base 1 to 432 and encodes 143 amino acids. Gene Ontology annotation, molecular function: RNA binding.